Molecule: messenger RNA, 249 nt
Organism: Bipolaris zeicola 26-R-13
Lineage: Eukaryota; Fungi; Ascomycota; Dothideomycetes; Pleosporales; Pleosporaceae
Exons: 3
Coding region: 1-249 (82 amino acids)
Biological process (GO): translation; protein-RNA complex assembly
Cellular component (GO): ribosome; cytosolic large ribosomal subunit
Molecular function (GO): structural constituent of ribosome
Source: RefSeq, a predicted model, not a curated record
AUGCCUUCCGAAGUUUCCGACAUCAAGCAGUUCAUCGAGAUCUGCAGGCGCAAGGAUGCCAAGUCCGCCUGCAUAAAGAAGAACAAGAAGGUCAACAACAUCAAGUUCAAGGUCCGAUGCUCAACCAACCUGUACACCCUUGUCCUUAAGGACACCGACAAGGCCGAGAAGCUCAAGCAGAGUCUGCCUCCGGGUCUUACCAUCUCCGACGUUGGCAAGAAGAACCCCAAGGGCAAGCGCACCGCAUAA